GUGUGCAUGGGCGGCCUCCAGCCUGGCCAGGGAGGACAGGCCCCACUGCACAAUCAAAGCGUCAGAGGCAGAAGGAAGAGGCAGGAAGGGACAGAGAGAGAGGACAGAGGUGCCUGGGGGGUGGGAGCAGGAGGCGAGGCCUCCCAGGGGAAGCCAGCAGCUGUGGCUGCCCUGGGUAUAAAUAGCCCGGAGGAGCUGGCCCUCAGGACUUACAGCAGAAGGACUCAGCAGCCAGUUCUGUCCUCACAGGCCCCAGCUACACAGCACAUCUGGGCAAGGGCUGGCUUGUGCUGGGUACCUGCCCUGGUACCUCUGACAAGACCACCUCCCCACCACUCGGUCUCAGAUACUCUGCCAGCCAGCCAUGCUGCUAGGUGGCCUCCUCCUGCUGGCCACCAUGGCUGCCGCCCAGCAGAGAGGGCCAGCGGCCAGUGGGCGCCGCCAGAUUCACCGGGUCCAGCAUGGCCACUGCAGCUACACCUUCGUGCUGCCGGAGCCCGACAUCUGCCAGCUGGCGCCCGUGGCACCUGAGGCUUUCGGGGGCUCCAACAGCCUCCAGAGGGACUUGCCUGCCUCCAGGGUGCACCUGGCGGACUGGCGAGCACAGCGGGCCCAGCGCGUGAGCCAGCUGGAGAAGAUUCUAGAGAAUAACACUCAGUGGCUGCUGAAGCUGGAGCAGUCCAUCCGGAUGAACUUGAGGCCAGACCUGGCACAGGCCCAGCAGCACACAGUCCAGAACCAGACAACCACCAUGCUAGCACUGGGCGCCAACCUCAUGAACCAGACCACGGCUCAGACCCACAAGCUGACUGCUGUGGAAGCACAGGUCCUGAACCAGACAUCACGCAUGAAGGUCCAAAUGCUGGAGGGUUCGCUGUCCGCCACCAAGCUGGAGCGGCAGAUGCUGAUGCAGAACCAUGAGCUGCACCGGCUGCAGGGCCGCAACAGGGCACUGGAAAGCAGGCUGCAGGCUUUGGAAGCACAGCAUCAGGCCCAGGUGAACAGCCUACAGGAGAAGAGGGAACAACUGCAGAAUCUCCUGGGCCACCAGACUGGGGCGCUGGCUAACCUCAAACACAAUCUGCAAGCCCUCAGCAGCAACUCCAGCUCCCUCCAUCGGCAGCAGCAGCAGCUGGUGGAGCUAGUACAGCGCCUGGUGCGCAUAGUAGCCCAGGACCAGCGACCAGUUUCCUUAAAGGUACCUAAGCAGCUGUUCCAGAACUGUGCAGAGAUCAAGCACUCCGGGGCCAACACCAGUGGUGUCUACACCAUCCGUGGGGCCAACAUGACAAGGCCUCUCAAGGUGUACUGUGACAUGGAGACCGAUGGAGGCGGCUGGACUCUCAUCCAGCGCCGGCAGGAUGGAAGUGUGAGUUUCCAGAGGACCUGGGAGGAAUACAAAGAGGGUUUUGGUAAUGUGGCCAGAGAGCACUGGCUGGGCAACGAGGCCGUGCACCGCCUCACCAGCAGGACAGCCUAUUUGCUGCGUGUGGAGCUGCAUGACUGGGAGGGCCGCCAGACCUCCAUCCAGUAUGAGCACUUCCAACUGGGCGACGAGAGGCAGCGGUACAGCCUCUCUGUGAAUGCGAGCAGCAACUCAGCAGGGCGCAAGAACAGCCUAGCUCCGCAGGGCACCAAGUUCAGCACCAUCGACUUGGACAAUGAUAACUGCAUGUGCAAAUGUGCUCAGAUGAUGUCUGGAGGGUGGUGGUUUGACGCCUGUGGCCUCUCCAACCUCAAUGGCAUCUACUAUCCAGUUCAGCAACACUUGCACAAGCUCAAUGGCAUCCGCUGGCAAUACUUCCGGGGCCCCAGCUACUCACUGCAUGGCACGCGCAUGAUGCUGCGGCCAAUGGGUGCCUGACACGCAGCCCUACAGAGACUGAUGUGGGAGGAGGAUUCUCAACCAAGAUGGCUCUGUGCAAGCUGGGCCCCACCCAGAAAUCAGUGCCCAGGGCUCAUCUGGGACAUUCUGGGACAUCAGAGCCAGCUUACCUUGCUGCCAAAUUAUCAAGAGUCACCCACCUCCACCUACCCCUCUGUUGUGAAGCCCUGCCUCUGUGGUACCCACAGUCUUCUCCCUCCUGCCACCUGCAGGGACUCGCUGUCAUGGCCUGAGGCAGACUGAACUUGAUACCUCGGAAGAUGGGGUUGCAGCGGGUGGGAAAGUCUCACAGAAGGCAGGUGGCCCCCUCCAGGGGAGCCUGAGAGUCUAUCUCCAUUCUCCAAUUCAGAGUUUCUCUAGCCUUGAGAUGUCUGCCGACUUGCUUCCCAAGGCCUGGACACCAUUCCCACCCCAAGUGCGAGCCAUCAUUUCCCGGUGCUCUAUGGCUCCUGGACUUCAGUGGCUGACAGUCAGAACUGGUCUCCCAGAGGUUUCCAGAAGCAUGAGAGGGGAAUCUUCUUACUCCAGCGUGCCCUAGAGUGUGUUCCAUAAGUAAUAACUAAGGCUCCUCUCUAAAGUACUUUGGAUGAAGUGAGAGAGAGAUAAUAGGUUAAAUAAAAAGAAUAGGCUUUCGUAACUGCA
Meriones unguiculatus (Mongolian gerbil) is the source of this 2527-nucleotide messenger RNA. It is a transcript of the gene Angpt4, whose product is annotated as angiopoietin 4. The coding region runs from base 365 to 1864 and encodes 499 amino acids. Gene Ontology annotation, molecular function: receptor tyrosine kinase binding. The transcript is spliced from 9 exons. Gene Ontology annotation, biological process: signal transduction. The record is from RefSeq and is a predicted model, not a curated record. Lineage: Eukaryota; Metazoa; Chordata; Mammalia; Rodentia; Muridae.